GUUCUCAGACGAAUAUAAUUCGUUAUUCGUCUGACACUCAGGCUACGAUAUUCAAGCAAAAUAUAAGAAUAAUGCAGUAAACUAUCUUACAGUAAACGAUAAGGGCAAAUUUAAAUGGAUUAGUUCCUUCGAAGAACUUAAAACAUUAAUGAACGAGCUCACAGAGAAGGAUUUAAAAUGGACAUCGCCGGGUGGCCAUUGUAAAUUGUUAGAAUUAGACGAAGCCGAAAUCAGAUGGUAUUCGAACAAUAAAUCAUUCACUAUUAGCGGAAAAGCAAGCGAUGAUAUUAAGUCUCAGCUACGGAUUCUUGCUGACUUAUCUCACGACGACGGUAAAGACGCCGUGAUCGAUGGCGUUCGAAGCGAAGGCUGUGAAACCGGGCAUAGCGAAGUCAUUGAUGAAAAUGAGUCUAGGGAGUCAAAUGGAGCAAGUAAUUGUAAACAUACGGUGUGUCAAUGCCCAGUUCGCGAAAUUGUUGCUGAACUUAAAGGUAUGAAGCAUGAAAUUGCUAUUUUACAAUCUCUUAUCCAAUCGACUGUUAUUAAUAAUCAAGUACCUGACAAUGGUAGUGAGAUUUCCAGGCCAGAAGCUGAGCACCAAUCUGUUAUUGAUGAUUUGAAACUUAAAGCAUCUAUUCAAAUUGCUGACAUUAAAAGCGAAAUUGUUAAGCUUAGUGCUGAGCAUCAAUCUGUAAUUAAAGAUCAAAAUCUUAAGUAUACAAUUCUAGAACAGAGAUGGUUAAAAGCAGAAGAGGAGAGAGACUCUUUGCGUUCGGUCCUUAAAAUUGUUGUUCAGGAGAAAGACAGGGUAAAUGUUUCUAAUUUGCAGCCUGAAUACAGCUGUGUCGGUGAUCCCUCUGUCCAACAAAACAAUUUAAAAGCCCAUAGUAUGGUUAAUAAUUCAAGUUCUGCUAUGCAAAUAGACCUCACAAGCAGUGAUGAUUAUCAUAGUCAGCAAAGGGACUUAGGAGUUCAUCCCACUAUUCAAAUUACUCAAAAGCCUUUGUAUUCAGCCACCCAAACCUCUGAAAACAAUAUACCUCGCCUGGUCCCAGGUGGUCAACCAUGGAUUUCUAGAAGGUAUGAUCAAUUAAAUGUCAGCAACAGAAUCAAUAAGCCAACUCCAAUUAGUCGUUACCCCCAAAAUUCUGCUGCCUCAAUUUCUAGAACCAUACCUGAUCAGUAUCUUGUUGAUCAGCCUUGUUUACAUAAUGGCAGUAAUCAGGAGUCGAUUCAUCAGUUAGCGCAUGGGCAAGUCAACUCCGAUGCUUCCAAUAAGAAUAUGAUUAACAACACCAAUGCAUUAAACUGCAACCCAAGUCCCCACAGGCACAGUCCAUCUAUUGAUGUCAAUUCUACUGAAUCUAGAGUAACUCACCACCCUCCUAGUCCAUCCAACUCACGUGAUCAAUCAACUAUGAUUAGAGAUAGGCAUCAACCACCUAUGCCACCUCACCGUACCAAUAUUUCUAUAUUGGGAGACUCAAUGAUAAAGCGUGUUCAAUCUCGGAAAAUUCGGCGGGCCGUCAGUACUAGUAAAUCUGUCUACAUCCGCUCUUUUCCGGGUUCAAAAUCUUUAGAUAUGACAGACUUUGCAAGAACAACUAUGAGGAACAACCCGGACCACAUUAUAAUACAUAUUGGUACAAAUGAUGUACGCCAAAGUAAUCCAGAAGAUGUCAUUAGAAAUGUUGAAAACGUGUGCAAUCAGAUCAAAGACCAAUGUCCCCGUACUACCAUAUCACUAUCGGAACUGAUUGUUCGCAAUGACUUUCCUGAUGCUACAACUAAGAUCAGCAAAAUUAAUAAUGAACUGCUAUGCCUUAGUAGAUCUAAAGGCUAUUAUCUAAUUAAUAAUUCACACAUCAUUGUGCAAAAUCUUGAUAGAUAUGGCCUUCAUUUAAAUGGUAGUGAUGUUGACACUCUUACUAACAACUUUAUAAAUCAUAUUAAUUGUUUUUAG
This is a messenger RNA of Paramuricea clavata, 1963 nucleotides long. NCBI's taxonomy places the organism in Eukaryota, Metazoa, Cnidaria, Anthozoa, Malacalcyonacea, Plexauridae. The record is from the annotation of a GenBank genome assembly.